Messenger RNA from Symsagittifera roscoffensis, 858 nucleotides. Its product is annotated as transcription elongation factor A protein 2-like. Lineage: Eukaryota; Metazoa; Xenacoelomorpha; Acoela; Convolutidae. Gene Ontology annotation, biological process: DNA-templated transcription. The transcript has 2 exons. Gene Ontology annotation, cellular component: nucleus. The record is from RefSeq and is a predicted model, not a curated record. Bases 60 to 437 code for a protein of 125 amino acids. Gene Ontology annotation, molecular function: nucleic acid binding; zinc ion binding.
UGUUCAAUUCAUCGUGAAAGUUGAUAUUUUUGUCCGUGUGAUUAAAUGAUAAUUUACUGAUGUUUUAUAAAGGUGACACCGGAACAAAGUACAAAGAUAGAAUUAGGUCGCGGGUGUUCAAUUUGAAGGACAAGAAGAAUCCAGAAUUGAAGACACGGGUCAUCAAAGGUGACAUUAGCCCUGAGCAGUUGGCCACCAUGACGCCAGACCAGAUGGCCUCAAGUGAGAUGAAAGAGCUGAGGCAAAAACUAACAAAAGAAGCAAUAAACGACCACCAAAUGGCUGUGGUCGAAGGCACAGCAACUGAUCUGAUCACGUGCGGAAAGUGCAAGAAAUCAAACUGCACCUACUCCCAAAUGCAGACCAGAAGUGCCGAUGAACCGAUGACCACAUUCGUGUUUUGCAACGAGUGCGGAAACAGAUGGAAGUUCUGCUAAUUGCACUGGGUUAAUUGAACUGAAAACUGUUGAAAGGCAAUCAUUUUUGGUGACGAAAAGAACGUUUUUUUUUUGUGCGAAGUUUAUAUAUCGAGGUCAAAGGAAUCAUAAAUUUCUGAUAGUAAAAAAAGUUUUGGUACUACCUAUGUUCGAAAUCAUCAAACUUCAGCAUCACAUCCGAUAGCAGAAAUUAAUUCCUGGUAAUAAACUUCGUGCAGUUUCUACUUACAAUUUAGUUGAUCUUUCUUUAUUUUUGUUGUCGACUAUAUAGCCUUGUGGUUGAUUAUCUGUUCUCUUUUUCUUGAUGUACGAAGUGAAAUAAAAUUCAAGGCUAAAUAUUGUUGAUGUAAUCUAUUUAAUGAACUUGUCGUUAUUUUUGAAUGAAAUAUAUUUUCCUUCGUUAGUUUCAUUUUUAACUAUU